UUCUCCACCAAAAUUCUUCAUUCUUCUUCCAUUCUAUUCCUUGUUGUGAGGAGAACAUGCCGCAAGUGAUUGCCACCGACGAAGUCGCCGGAGGUAGCCAUGAUUCUGGCCGGAAGUUGCCCCAUAAAGUUGAAUGAAGAAAACAAUCCCUGUGCAAAUCAGCCCACUUGUAUGAGUGAGAAUAAAUGUGGAGCCUAUUCUGGAGAAUACUGAGAUGAAGGUGAUACGUGAACAUGAACAAAUAUACUAUUUAAGUAUAUAAUUUUAUCACAUGGGUUGACCAUACUGUUGUAGUUUAAAAAUUGCUUCCACACUAUUUUAAAUAAUUUUACUCCGAUCGCCUCUUCGUCUUCCUUUUUUCUAACUUCCUCUUUUUUUUAAAAAAAAAAAAAACUUCCCCUAGCUCAUCGUCAAACACAGGCCCCAUAUUGUUAUUGCUCUCAGUGAUUUUUUGUUUUCAUUUUAUCGAGUACUUCUUAAUCUAUCUUUGCGAUGGAGGGUGGAGGUUCCCCGGGGACGAAGAUCUUGGAGAAAUUGUUCUGGUACGCCGCCAGCACAGCUAUAAGUUGCCUCGUGUUGUUCGUCGGCCUCCGGCAUCUUGACCCGAACCGUGAAGCUACAAAUAAGGCCGUCGAACAAAAGAAGGAAAUCGCCAAGCGUCUGGGUCGUCCGUAUAUCAAGACCAAUCCCUAUGAGGAUGUAAUUGCCUGUGAUGUAAUUAAUCCUGACCAUAUAGAUGUGGAGUUUGGUUCUAUUGGCGGACUAGAAGCUAUAAAACAAGCACUAUAUGAGUUGGUGAUUCUUCCUUUACGAAGACCAGAGCUAUUUUCUCAUGGAAAGCUUCUUGGCCCACAGAAGGGUGUGUUGUUAUAUGGGCCUCCGGGAACAGGGAAAACCAUGCUUGCAAAAGCAAUUGCAAAAGAAUCACGAGCUGUCUUCAUUAAUGUUAAGGUUUCAAGUCUUAUGAGCAAGUGGUUUGGUGAUGCUCAAAAAUUAGUGGCUGCUGUAUUUAGCUUGGCAUAUAAACUCCAACCAGCAAUUAUAUUCAUUGAUGAGGUGGAUAGUUUUUUGGGUCAACGGAAGGCCAAUGACAAUGAAGCACUAACUAAUAUGAAGACUGAGUUCAUGACUUUGUGGGAUGGUUUCACCACAGACCAGAGUGCACGGGUGAUGGUACUUGCUGCAACUAAUCGUCCAUCGGAGCUUGACGAAGCAAUCCUUAGGCGUCUUCCACAGGCCUUUGAGAUUGGGAUCCCUGAUCGCCGGGAGAGAGUAGAGAUUCUAAAAGUGAUACUCAAGGGUGAGAAGGUCCAAGAGAACAUUGAUUAUGAACACAUAGCUGGUUUGUGUGAUGGAUACACUGGUUCAGAGCUUCUCGAUCUCUGUAAGAAAGCUGCAUAUUACUCUAUUCGCGAGCUUCUAGAUGAUGAAAGAAAUGGAAAGUCAGGCUCGGGGGGGCCAAGGGCAUUAUCUGAGAAGGAUUUGGAGAAAGUGAUUGCCACAUCAAAGAAUACAAGAACUGCUGCUAGUGAAUACUACUCCCGGUUAAGCUCACAAACAAAAGGAGGAGCGUGGUUGUCCCGGGAGAGAGACCAGGACGAUGAUUAUCAGGCUAAACUCGUAAUCAAUGAGAUCUCGAAGGCUGUUCUCUCCCAAAUUAUUGGCCUGCAGCCCGAUUCUCGCAAUUCUCACGAUUCUUGAAGCGGCAUUUCUCUCGCCAUUUACGCGGUUCGUCUUGCUCUUUUUUUUCCUUAUGUUGUAAAAUUAUUUUACAAACUUCUGCAUCGUGGUUAUUGUGUGAUAGGAUUUAUAGUAAGUUUUGACAGGGACCCAUUUUUAAUUAGCAGCAUUGAGUGACUUGCAAUGCGAAUUAAACAUUAUAUCUGACU
Molecule: messenger RNA, 1889 nt
Organism: Cuscuta campestris
Lineage: Eukaryota; Viridiplantae; Streptophyta; Magnoliopsida; Solanales; Convolvulaceae
Source: the annotation of a GenBank genome assembly